GUCGUGUGUCUUUUUUAUGCGAAUACUGAAUUAAGAUAUGUAUCAACUACCAACAUCGACAAAAUUUUGAAUACUUCAACAAAAUCAAAAAAACUUUCGAAAACAUUUUUAAAAUCUGCUAUAACAGAUGACAACGAAGACGAUUACAAUGAUUAUAUUGAUGAAAAUGAGGGUGCCAAGCAAUCGCAUCAACGAAAUAUUGCCAUAAUUAGACGUAUUGGCAUUACCUACAGCUGGUCCAAGUGGGAUAAAUGGAGUAAAUGCACUAAUUCUUGUGUGCAGAUCAAAAAAAGAAAAUGUAUACAAAGUAUACAGAAUUCCUCUUCAGAAAAUCCCAUUGAAAAUGCAUUUUAUCCAGAUUUAAAUGGACAGCAAGGUUGCUUUGGUUUAACGAAAAAGUAUCGAAUGUGCAAAGAUGAGAAGUGUAAAUUAACGAACAAUCAAUUUAGAGAUGAACAAUGUUCUGAUUUCAAUACAAUCUCAUAUAAAGGCAAGUUCUUUAAUUGGAUUGGAUACGAGAAAGAGCACAACGAGUGUGAAUUAUUCUGUCGUCCUAUUGAUUCCGAAAACUUCAUUAGUAUGAAUCGCUCAGUUACCGAUGGAACGCCUUGCGAGAAACCAGCGGUUUAUUAUACACAUGCAUAUCGACGGAAAGCUGUUUGUAUCGAAGGGAUUUGUAGGGCGGUACAUUCUAGUGGUGUCAUAAGACCUGCAACCACUUAUGACAGCACAGUUAAAUGUGGUUCAGUACUUUGUCAAGUUGUUUCUGAACUAUACAAUAAGACCAAAGAGAAUUAUGGAUAUAAUUUCAUAUCUACCAUACCAACAGGAGCCAUGAAUUUAACCAUAAAACAAGUUGAACGUAGCGAUAACUUAUUAGCACUAAAGAGUAUGGAUGAUAUAUUUAUUAUACAUGGUGAUAAUCACGGCUCAGAAAGCGGCAUAUUUGAAUAUAAUGAUGAUAUAUUCGAAUAUAAUCGAGAAUUGGGCAUUAUCACUUCUAAAGGACCGUUAAGUAAAGCAAUAGUGUUAAUGCUCUAUUUUCGUGGUAUCAAUCCUGGUGUACAAUAUGACUAUACUAUACCUGUUCCAUCGGCUUCUAUAACUGAAGAUGAUGAACAGCAAUCACAGUGGAAUGAACUUGGUGAUCCGCUAGAUUACAUUGAUGAUAAUAAUAUUGAUGAUACAGUGUCUGCACAGCUAGCACGUACUAAAAAUCGAAAAAGGCGUAAGUUUUCAUGGAAAUUACUUGGCUUCGGACAAUGCAAUCGUUCUUGUGGUCCUGGUGUACAGUCUCCAAUAUUCCGUUGCAUACGCGACUCACAAACCCGAUUCUACUCACCAAAACGCUGUGCCUUCGCAGAGAAGCCGGUUUUUAGUGAGGAUAUUUAUCACUGCAAUCGUGGUCUAUGUCCAGCAUAUUGGCGUGCUAGUGAAUAUAGUGAGUGCAAGUGUAAUGAAAAUAAAGUCAAUGGUACGCGACAACGUUAUGCUAGUUGCGUGCAAGAACAACUGACUGGUAAAAUUGAGGAAGUGAAAGAGACACAAUGUGAGAAGCUAAUAGCACCUGAUCUAAUUGAAGUGUGCAGUUGCCCAAAACAAAUACGUCGUAGAAUUUAUGAAAGACGACCGGAUAAAGCACCAAAGGUUUAUUCUCGACUAAUAGGUACACCAGCUAUAGUGCGUAGCGUGUACAAUUCCACUAUGCCUUUGCGUCGUAACUUACGCGAUGACCGUUCGGAUAAAGCUGGUGUAUGGUUAAUGUCUGAAUGGAAUAAAGAAUGUUCUGCUGAGUGUGGUCUCGGUUAUGAACAUCGUACCAUAUAUUGUGAUCGUACACCGCCUUAUACGGAUUUGUGCGAUUUACGUUAUACGCCCGAACAAAAACGCGCCUGCAGCGCACGUCAGCAGGAAUGCCAAGAAGGUACAUGGUUCGCAUCUGAAUGGAGUAAUUGUACUGGCGAAUGCUUUAAUUUACAAAGAAAACGUAUUGUGAUCUGUUUGCGUGACGGGAAUGUGGUUGACGAUGAAGAGUGUGAUGCUGUAGGUAAGCCAAAGGAAGUGAGCAAUUGCACCCAUAGAGAGGUAAAUUACUGCGGACCGAAGUGGCAUUAUUCUGAGUGGUCAGAGUGCUCUCGCUCCUGUGGUGAAGGCACACAGCGUCGCUAUGCAAAGUGUCUGGAAUUUGAUUGGAAGCAAAAUGCCAUGGUUGAGUCGAACAAUUGCAAGUACCUGGAACGAGAGCCUGUUUACGCUGCUUGCAAUGUGCACAAAUGUGAAGAGUUGAAUACUCCAAUGGAUGUAGCACAGAACGAUAACACCACUCCAACGCCGGAUGAUUGCAGUGAUGAAUUUCCCAAUUGCAAGCGCAUUAACCGACAACGUUUAUGCAAGUUGCAGUUUUAUAAGUCUUAUUGCUGUCAGUCGUGCAUUGGCUACUAUUAAGUACAAGCGAUCAACAUGCACGUCUUCAAAUUAAAUUAUAACAUUUUCAAAUUUAAUUUGGUGUUGAAUGGUAUAGCAAUAUAGAUCACAGCCGCUCCGAUCUCCGAUUGGAUCGCUUUAUUAAAUUUGGAUGCUGAUUAUUUCGAUUUUACUUAAUUCGACGUAGUUUUG
Molecule: messenger RNA, 2616 nt
Organism: Teleopsis dalmanni
Lineage: Eukaryota; Metazoa; Arthropoda; Insecta; Diptera; Diopsidae
Product: thrombospondin type-1 domain-containing protein 4-like
Biological process (GO): extracellular matrix organization
Cellular component (GO): extracellular matrix
Molecular function (GO): metalloendopeptidase activity
Source: RefSeq, a predicted model, not a curated record